Symbiodinium pilosum is the source of this 1449-nucleotide messenger RNA. The record is from the annotation of a GenBank genome assembly. Lineage: Eukaryota; Dinophyceae; Suessiales; Symbiodiniaceae.
AUGAGGAGGUCAUCCUCCUUCUCUAUGGUGGAAUCUGGUCCUCGCCUGCAGCACGUUUGCCAGGUGGUCCUGUUUUCCUUGGCGGGCUUGGGCGUGCUGAUCGGCAUCAUUGUGGCGAAUACCCCGCCCGAGGAGACUGAGCAGCCUCCAGCAGCCCGUGUGGCUUCGCCACGACUUCGCACGGAAGCCGCACGGGCGCCUGUGUUGUCGCUUCCCAACUUCUCGGUGAUUCUGCCGGCUGGAGAUGUUCCAGAUGAGUUCCAGUUUCUGGGCCGUGGCGCCUGCAUAAAUCAGAAGGGAGAGCACUUCUGGGGGGGCUCCAUGCAGUACGUCAGCGCACCUCGCGCGGAUGGCUCUAGCUUGGAGUGCACCAAACUUUGCCAGAUGUUGCCAUCCUGUACGGGGUACCAGGCCGAAGGUGCCAGCUGCUUCGUCAUCGCCGAUGGGGUUUUCCGGCCGAGUGCGGCGCGCGGGGGCCGCGAGGACACGCGGGUCGCGCAGACCCCGGGAAAGGAGCUUGAUUUCACUCUUUUUCGAAGUGAGGGCCGUGAGGCCAAGGAGACGGAGCUAGACAUUACUGCUCACCUGAGACGAGAAAGCGGUGGCCCAGGGGGCGUCUACACGGGGCAGCAGCUGCCUGUCCCGAAAACUAUCUGGAGCUUUUGGGAGGCGUUGCCCAAUGCACCGCAGGUCCUCACCCAGUUCGUGCAGGCCUGCCGGGCAUCCUGGGAAGCGUUGAACCCGGGCUACCAGAUACGGCUCCUAGACAAUGACUCCUACGGGCGGUAUGUCACAGAGCGGGAGCUUCCUGAAACGUUUCACUACCUCAGCAUCCAGCACCGCUCGGAUGCCAUCCGACUGGCAGUCCUCAAGAAGUAUGGUGGUAUUUGGGUGGAUGCCACCACCUUCAUGACGAACUCUCUGAGUGAAAUGCUGGGCGAGGAUCCAAACGUGCGCACCUUCUUCGCGCUUCCAUAUCCCUGGACGGAUCAGUCGCUGAAAGAUAAUGAUACUCGUGUGAGCUGGAUAGAUCAUCCGCAGAACUGGUUUUUAGCUGCUCCGGCUGGGGACCUCUUUAUAGAUAGACUACAGUCGUGUGUGUGGCAUUUCAUGGAUGGAGUCAACCGCGAAGACUUCAGCCUCUCCGGGCUCUUCAGCCCGCAGCAGCUGGAAAUCAUGCCGCGACUGGGGAUCCGCGCAUACCUGUCCACGGAUGCCUGCAUGUUCAGGACCAUCUUCGAGGAUAUCUCCUUGUGGAAAUGGUGGCAUAGCCCCCGCGUCAGAAUACGCGACCCCUGCGGACAUCUGGGCUUCACCUGGAUGGCGAACAUGACGGAGACGCGUGUCAAGAUCUUUGAGACCGUUGAUCCAGACUUCAUGGUCAAGCUGCGGGACGAUCCCGGCUUGUUUAUGAAGUCCCUGGGGCCGCAUUCCGUGUCUGGGUGUUGA